AUGGACGAAAACACAUUUACACUUAAACUCGCCCCACCUACCAAUGAUAAUACAACAGAACGACUUGAACAAAUUGAUCAACUCAAAUACUUUCUAAGUACAGCUACGCAUGAUUGGGAUCCUUCUCGUCAAGUCAAUGCAUUCCCUUUGCCCACAGGUGAACACCUAUCGUGUGUGUUUUGGAACGACCUAUUUCACGUGACAGGCACUGACAUUGUCCGCUGCUUAUUGUACCGAUUCCAUCUGUUUGGCAGACCCGUCACGAACCUGAAGAAAUUUGAAGAAGGCAUCUUUUCCGAUCUACGCAAUUUAAAACCCGGCAUGGAUGCUUCGCUUGAAGAACCUAAAUCCGAAUUCCUCGACAUGCUCUAUAAACACAACUGCAUUCGUACACAAAAGAAACAAAAGGUCUUUUUUUGGUUCUCUGUGCCUCAUGAUCGAUUGUUUCUGGACGCACUUGAAAGAGACUUGAAGCGAGAAAAGAUGGGAUUAGAACCUACGAGUGUGGCGAUUGCUGAACCAGCCACGUCCUUGUCAUUGGAUACCACACAAGAAUUGUUUGAUCAGCUUAGGAAGAGUAUGUCGUUGUCUGCUGUGGCGGUGGCUCAUGUUUUGGAUGAAAAUUUAGUUGAUAGCUGUGCUUCUUCUCCUACUAUUUCUUCACAUGCUUGUUUAGCAGAUACUGAUACGAAUGACUGGUCUUACUUGAAAUCCAAUCCACCCACAAGUUACUCUGCUGGUACUUCACCCCAAUUACCGUCAACACCCUUUGAAUACUUUCCUCAAGAUGAAAAGCAACAAACGAUCUUUGGUGCCUUUAGUCUCUUUGAGGGUUCGCCUACUUACAAGCAACGACAAAGAAGAAGAACAUUCUCUCAUUCCCCUUUUGAUUGCCCUCCUUAUGACAUUAUUCAUCCUUCUACUCUAUGCCAAGUAUUGAAACAACAACAGCCAGAAGAAAAGACUUUUGCUUGUCCUUUACCUCAAUGUGCUCGACUCUUUAAACGAUUGGAACAUUUAAAACGCCAUUUCCGUACUCAUACGAUGGAAAGACCUUAUUCAUGCGACAUGUGUGGCAAGAACUUUUCAAGAACAGACAAUCUGGCUCAGCAUAAAAAGACACAUAACCGGUCACGUCCAGUCAGUCGAUCCAAUAGUUGCAAAAAGACGACCACGAUAGAUACAGAAUGGAUGUGGCAUUCUAAUCUGACUUCACCUCUAUGUUCUCCUGUCUCUGUUGAUAAUCGAUUAUCAUGGCAUUCUUUAGAAGAAGCCUUCUAUGACCCACUUAUGCCCACUAUGUAUCCAUGGAACACCUAA
Gilbertella persicaria is the source of this 1320-nucleotide messenger RNA. RefSeq names its product STE like transcription factor-domain-containing protein. Gene Ontology annotation, biological process: sexual reproduction; regulation of DNA-templated transcription. Gene Ontology annotation, molecular function: DNA-binding transcription factor activity. Gene Ontology annotation, cellular component: Ste12p-Dig1p-Dig2p complex; nucleus; Tec1p-Ste12p-Dig1p complex. The record is from RefSeq and is a predicted model, not a curated record. The transcript has 2 exons. NCBI's taxonomy places the organism in Eukaryota, Fungi, Mucoromycota, Mucoromycetes, Mucorales, Choanephoraceae. Bases 1 to 1320 code for a protein of 439 amino acids.